Molecule: messenger RNA, 3599 nt
Organism: Varroa destructor (honeybee mite)
Lineage: Eukaryota; Metazoa; Arthropoda; Arachnida; Mesostigmata; Varroidae
Product: DDB1- and CUL4-associated factor 8-like
Cellular component (GO): cytoplasm; Cul4-RING E3 ubiquitin ligase complex
Molecular function (GO): protein binding
Source: RefSeq, a predicted model, not a curated record
UAGACACACACACACGCGUAUACACACGUAGACACACAAGCGAGCAUAUCGUCCACUGGCCGUGGCGAUUUUCAGACGCGUUUAGCUCAGCUGGUUACUAGCUUGUUCGUCCGGUUAUUGUUUAUGUCGAUGCCCUCGGCUGUAUGGCCACGGCUACUACUGUAUCAACGUUGCUGUGUGUGCUGGGCUACUUGUUUUGAGCAACCACACUAGGAGCGGGGCUCAUUGUGGACAUUGGCGAUAAUUCGGGUUCAUGAUGCUCCAGAUAUGCCAUGCGCAUGCAUGCCUGUGUUAUCAUCGAGGCAGAAAACUGUAACAAAUCGAAAAAAUAGUAACGAGGAGUUUAAUUUGUAUCGUCGCCAAAGGUGAUUGUGGUCAUUGUCAACGGUUUCGUCAUAGUCAUCAACUUCGUCAUAGUGAACUGUUUCCAGUGUAAAUCACACUGCAAGUUGGACAGGGCUUUCAUGAACAUUGUAUAUCCGCAGGAAAUAAGACUUGUACAUACGUGGUUCCCCUAGUUGGAAUUCAUUGCAGUAACGCAAUCUAACACGCAUUCAGUUUGUAUGCAUGUUACUGAAUAUGAGACAGACGUAGAGGAUCGAUAAGCGUGUCCAUCUGCCACGGAUCAGAUAACCAGUGAUUAGUAUUCCUUCCCAAGUGGCUAAAAAAUGUGGUGAGUGGUUAAGCCCAGUCUGGGCUUUCGGUAGAUAGCGCGGUAGGGCAGCCCAGGCCUCUCUAUUAGGGGAAGUCGGCACCGGAAAACAUCGUGGAUAAAGUGAACGAGAAAUAAACCGUCCAUCGUCGAAUUUUAAGUCCAUGCCGGAGAGCUGAUUAAUUUUAAACAGGGGAAAGCAGACGAAGGAUCAUGAACUCCCAGGAAUCGGGAGAAAAUCCUUCGAUGGAACUCGGGGAGAGUUCGUCUGCUGCUACCGUUCCUCCUCAAUCUUCUGACGGCUUGGUCAAUCGACCUGCACAACGGCGUCGAAACCAACGCCGACAGGACUCGGAUGAGGAGUACAACACCCCCUCGUCAGGAUCAUCUGAUGUCUCGUCACUGGAGGCCGCAGCAACGGAGUUGGGGCAAGCGCCUACAGCUGGAGGAGACUCGUCGAACUCGACCGCUGGCUCAGCCUCCUCCUCAAUAUUAAGAAAACGGGCAAGCCGUUUUCUUACUAGGCCUCUCGGAAGUCCAUCGCGGAGUUCCAGUGCGUCAAGCCAAUAUAGUACUCCACCUGAAAGUGGACUAGAGGCGAGGCUGCGAAGGCAUCGCCCUCGCGCAAGUGGCCCUCCUAACGAGGAUGGCGCAGGUGAUGCCGCUGCUGCUGCAGAAAAUUCAAGUGAUGCCACGAGCGAUGGUGAGCAGCGAGCGGAGGGCGAACAUCAUAGCCUUGUGCUGGAAGCGAGACUUGCAACGGACUCGUCUCCAUCUCCAGACUGGUCCUCGGAUGACAAUCUCAAUCUAAAUCCUGACGAUCGAAACCAGAAUGAGGAUGCCACAAGGCGACCCCCAACAUUACAGGGUGCAAUACGAGGACCGCGGUGGCGCAGGAGAGCCACCACAGCUGAAGAGGAGGCCAAGUAUGAUACGACGCCUAAAUGCCCGCGACCCUGCCAUAAAUGGAAUGCUGUGGUUGAAAUGGACCGUCGAGGAACCUACGGAAAUCCGGGAGUUUUUCGAAAUCGUUGCUAUGGAAGUCUUCGCAGUGUUGAGCGUCUGGAAUUAAUGGCGAAAUUGGAUGGUCAUUGGGGCUGUGUUAAUUCAGUGAGCUUUUGCCCUGAGGGCCAUUUGCUUGCGUCCGGUUCGGAUGAUCUUCAUUGUAUGAUCUGGGAAUGGCAAAGGAACCGGGCGCUAUUAGUGUUCGAAACAGGCCACCGAAGCAAUGUAUUUCAGAGCAAGUUUCUACCAAAUCGAAAUAACACCGCCAUUGUUACAGCGGCUCGGGACGGCGCAGUCAGGUUACACGAGCUCUGUGACGGUGGAAGUGCUGUGGAAUCGUCGAGGAAGAUUGCCUAUCACCGGGGCCCGGUGCAUAAAGUUGCCAUGCACUAUUCGAUGCAAGAAACGUUAAUGUCAACAGGAGAAGACGGUGUUGUCAAUGAAAUUGAUCUACGACUGCCAAAUCCAAACACUCUGUUAACCGUCGAAGAUGACAGGCCGGACACUAUAGGCCUGUACAGUAUUGCAAUCAAUCCGUGUCGUCCGUUUGAAUUCUGUAUUGCUGGCCUUGAUCCUUACGUGCGAGUCUACGAUCGUCGGAAUGUCAAGAUAAGCGAGACUGUGCGCAAACUCUGCCCUAACCAUUUAGCUGGUGCGCGGACAUCGAACUUGGCAGUGUCCUGUGCUGUGUACAAUUUUGACGGGAGCGAAAUAUUGGCUACUUACAGCGAUGAAGAUAUUUAUAUAUUCAAUAAUCAUCCACCGCACAAUGACGCGGAUCAGGAUUUCCUGCAUCGAUUCCAAGGCCAUCGAAAUAAUCAAACUGUUAAGAGCGUAAAUUAUUUUGGUCUGCGAAGCGAGUACGUCGUCUCCGGCUCAGACUGCGGCCAUAUCUUUUUGUGGGACAAGAAAACGGCGCACAUCGUAAACUAUCUGCAUGGCGACGAGGGUGGUGUCGUAAACGUUCUCGAGCCAAAUCCAUGUGCACCCUAUCUAGCUACUUCAGGCUUUGACCACAACGUGAAGAUUUGGGCUCCUUCGGCCGACGAACCGCCCGACCUAACGCAAGUUCGCAUGCACACCAUGGAAAACAUCCGUCAGCGUGAAAUGGAGGUGCGCCGCAGUGAAGAAUAUUGUAAGUGCAAAUUUACGAUACGAUAUUAGCUAACAAACAGUUAAGUGAAGAAUAUGCAAUGCGUAAUUUGUGUAAUUAGAUAGAGAUGUGCGCCUAAAAUAUCAAUAAUAAGAUUUCGAGGUUAAUACAGUUAAAAUCAGUAUAUAAGAUGCUGUCUAAUGCCAAAUAAUUCACAGGUUUACUGUUGGUAUACGAUGUGUUACUUAAUAUGUAUUAUGUAUAUUACAUAUCAUGCAAGCCAAGAACGACGGAAGUUUUGAUCUCAUAUUCAUUGACAAAAAUCAGAUAAUAGCUUCCGCAGAGCAUAGUGCUAAACUACGACUAAAAUUUACGCUAGCCAUCAGCUGUUUUUUAGAAAACGGCGUUACAUUUUUUAGGUUUCGGAUGCUCAUAAAUUAAAAAUGAGCAACCUUUUUAUCUUAUCCGGCACUUGCGUGAUCAUUUGUACUGAUUUUUUAGAAAGUUACCAGAAACCUUAUCGAACACUAAAAUUUGACGGAUUUAAAUUUUUAAAAAUAUUUCACCAUCUUUUAAAAAACAUUUUUUAUUUUAAAAACUAAACUUUUAUAUAAACAAAUAUUUUAAUCUUAACUGUUUAACCGCAGCUACUCGCACAGAUUUAGCCAGUCAAUUCUCAUUAUUAUUUAUAAUAUUAAAAUUUACUCUCUAACAUAAAUUUUCUUGUUAUAAAGAUCUUAAUCUGCUAGACCUGUGCCGCCAACACAAUCAUCACGAAAAAAAUCCUUCCUAAUUUCAAAAAUAAAAAUAAAUAAAAACAGAAGUAACUUACAAAGGAACUUAUUUUCA